AUGGCUUUUGUUAAUCAUUCUAUUCAUUGUAUUAAAAAUAUUUAAGUUAUUUAAUUAAUUAAGAUUUCUUACCUGAUGAGGAAAUUUUUGAUGUUGCUAAAUGUAAUGGUAUUUACUUCUGUAGCAUAAGUUUGUGACACUAUUCAAUAGCAGUACAAUGUGUAUGCUACAGUGGGCGAAACUUAAGAAUGGGAUAUGAGAAAGUACUUUUUCACAGGAGAUAAUCUAAAAUUUAAAGUCACAGAUGAUUGUCCCUAUUUUGAGACAAUCGAUCCUUUUGCUGAAAUAGGAGAGUCUAUCAGUCAUGGAGAUCGUAAGAAUGCAAUCAUAUAGUUAGCAUCAAUUGGUAUAAUCAGAAGUCUCAAACCUUACAGAUCAUUUGAAAACGGAGCAUGGCUGAAUGACUUUAUUUUCUUAGAGUAAAAUAAUUCAGAUGUUGACGUAUUCUAUUCUUAUGGAGAUCCAUAAAAAAUGGAUAGAGUUCCCGCUUUUAAGGGUUAAAUUAAUGCCAGGAACAAAACAAGGAACUUCGUGUGUUUCGAUUUAGAUUUUUUGACUAAUAAUAAGAUUGUCGUAGAUUGCUAUCAACAAGACUUGGAUGAUUAGACAAAGGGCUAUACCAAUGGAUUCAUAGUGGUAGAUAUUGCAAGUCCAGAUCAGUAUGCUCUUUUCCCGAAUGAGCAUCCUUAAGGAUAUAAUUACAAUCAUACAGAUUAUCGAAAAAUACUGUUCCAUAAUUAUACUUAUUCAAAUCGAGAUAGAUAAGCCUUACUAUUCAGAGGUGAACCUGCAUGGGCUACUGAGCAUGCAGAUAUGGCAUAAAAUAAAUUGGAUGACGAUUGUGAAUUGGAAGUUUACCGUUUUGAUAACAAAUUUCAAUUGUCAAAUCCUGCUCCUGUGGCUGUAUUGACAAAGACAGUUAUAGCAAAAUUGUUGGGUACAUCUGAGACAACAUAAAAAUUUUAUUUAAUUGAUUUUUAAUUAGAACCUAAUGGAGAAAUUUACGUUUUGGAUGCAUUUAACGGUGUUUAUGUGUUGUAUUUCGAAUCAGCCUAAUUAGAGUGGAAACUAAAGACUCACAUAAGACCUCCAUAUCUGACACCCUGUUAUGGAUUUGAUUUUAAUUAUUUAAUAGGCUCAGAAGGGAAUGUGACCAACCAUUUGGUGUUAGUGUUUGAAAAUUCAGUCAACUUCUAUGAAAAUGACUUAUAAAAAUUCUCAUUCAGGACACCAAACAUUACUUCCUACAAAAAUUUAUAGGUGUAAAUGAGUUAAUUGUUUUUGGUUUUGAAGAUAGACACAUACCUUUACAUUUAUCAUUCAGACACAGGAUCAAAGCUAUAUACAUUUACACAAAACUUGUUUGAUUAAGUUAUCAUCAAUCCUUACGAACCAGAUUUGGUGGGAGUGAACGAGAAUUCUGCUCACAGAUUCUUAAUCAGCAAUGGCUUACUUCGUUUGAAGUAUUUAGACAGUGUUAAUGAUGGAUUGAUGCCAUAUACAUUAAAAGCAAUUUCUUUAGACAACCCAUCUUAACAAUGCUAAGUUCUCCUUAAUGUACAAGUGUUGAAACAGAGUGACACUACCAUUAGACAACAAAGUAGUCAUCCUUUGCCAGCUACUUUAACACUCCCUUCUCCUCCUAUUGGAAUUGAUUUAAUAGCCUCAGGACCAAAUCUGCAAUAUGUGUCUAUACAGGGAAAUCAAAACUCAAGGGGCAAUAACAAAGUAGUCCUAACUGUUAAAUCUGCAUGGAAUUUAUAAUUGAAUGGCAUCACCUUACCAGAUGCCAAAGAUGUUGAAUAUUCAGAUGUGUUGGUCAAUGAAAAUUCAGGAGUAUUUUAUUUGUUGCUCCAAAUCCCAACUAAAGAGAUAUUUGUUUAUAGAUGCAGUCACAAAUUAACAAAUCAUGAGGAAGCUGACUGCAAGAACUACGAUAAAUUUUAAUUGGACCACAUUAUUGAUAAAACUAAACACUCCUUUGCAUGGUGGAUCUACACUCUUUAUAUCAAUUAUAUGUAUUAAGAUACUGAUUACACAAUUUAAAUAUAUGCAAGUGCAGGUGGAGAUGUUUAGCAUAUUGAUACAAUCAGAGUGGAUGAUGGAUCAACAGAUAAUAAAAUCGAUUCAGUGACCUUUUUGGAAGAUGAAAUUUAUUUAGUUUAAUCUAAAUUAAAAAAAGUACUCAUUUAUUCAAGAUACAUGCCUUUCUAAUUAUUAUACGAAAUAAAUGAUAGCAAAUUGGCUUAAUUUAAUGUGAAAGGUAAUUUCACUCCAUAAAGAGUGUUUGGAAAUGCCAAAUCUAAAUCCUCAUUGAUUUUCAUUUAGACUCUUUCCUCCUUAUUUAUUGGUACCUUCUCUAAUGACAAAAUUUCAUCCUUUAUCUUAUAAAAAGAAAUCACCAUUCUCCCUGGAGCACAAAUUGAAGUUGCAAUUGGACCUGAAAACUUUUUCAUAGUUCAGAAAUAAGAUGAUUUGGAUCUCAUAGAAGAAUACAAUUAUAAACAUAUCUAAAGAAUAUACAAAACAAAGGUCUUGCCUUUAUAUGAUUACAAAUUGUAAAAACCUUUGACUGUAGACUAUUCCUCUUAAACAGGCUGGCUCUUCUUAAGAGCAAAAGAUCAAAAACAAACUGUGGUCUUGAUUUAUGAGCCUGGAGUUGUAUCACAUAUUUGUCUACAUAAAGUGUUAGAAACUAAGGCAUUGGAUCAAGAUGGCAAGACUUUCGAUAUGGCUAUCGAUGGCAGCAAAUAGAUGUUUGCUUACUUUAAUAACAACACCAUUCAUAGAUUUAUAAGUAUUUUGGCAGAUGCCGAAUUAUAUGUCACUCCAUUUUUGGAUUCCUCACAAUUUGUCACAGAGACUAUCGCAGGAAUUGAAAUUACUAAUUUCCCAGGAAACACACCUUACAAAUUAUAAUCUAAUAUAAAGAUCCUCAAUUCUCAAAGCACUGUGAUUGUUAAAUAAGCAUAAUUCGAUAACAUGUAAAAAGUGUUUAAAUUUGUGAAACAGGAAGCCGAGUAGGUCAUUGAAAUGGGAACUGAUUGGUACUAUGGAUAAGUCACGAGUUUUCACGUUAUAUGUAAAAAAUGUGGUUCAAAUUUAACUAUCAAACAGAACAUUGAAAGAGUGAAAGAUGGAAAGGAUUUGCCAUAUGACAUUUCAGAUGGAGCUGCUUUCGGAACCUAUGGAUAAGUGUAUUAAACUAGAAAUUCAUUGAUAUUUUAAGAUAAGAAGGGUAAUUUUUCAUCAAGAUUUGAUAUGAGAUUGGGAACUGAAAGCUGUGAAUUGCUUACUGUAUCAGAUGAUUUAAGCUAUAUUUUCUCAAGUUGGUCGAACACUAAAAAUGAAGUUGGUGUCUAUGUCGCUACCUGCUAACAACAAACGUGCCAAUAAUUUAAAUAAGGAACUUAAACCAUAGGCGGUAUUAAAAAGAUCUCCAAGAUAUAACUGGCAGAUAAAAAGAAUCUCAUCAUUUUAAAUACAGAUCCUGAAAACUUUAGUUCUUUGGAUAACUUGAUUGUUGUUGCAACAUUUACUUCUGAUGAAAAAACCUUUUCUAUUUCAAAUAAAUAUCUUAUAAAUGACUAAUAUGUUGGAAGUAAGUUCUUGUAAAUUGGUGACUUUGAUAUUGCUAAAUAUUCAAUCAAUGGUGUGACUUACAAUACUAUCGUUUUUACCGAUAUCAAUUAAGGUCUAUACUUUUGCCAUUUCGCUUAUGAUGCAGCAGGAGCUUUUUCAAAAACUACAUCGGAAUUGUUUAAACUUCAAACACUUUAAGAUGAACAAUUCUACUUUAAUGAAAAUACUAAGUUUUAUCAAGUGAGAGUUAUAUCCAAUACAGUUUCUGGAACAACACUUUCACUCAACAUCCUUGUUACAACAAGCAACACUGCUCAUUAUGUCAUUGCUUUUGAUCUAGAUGCCUCCAAAGCAACUACUACAAUUUCAAUUAUCAAACAAAAUACCAAAUUAUUAUACAUUUUAACUCCAUAUGGCACUUGGCCAGCUAUUGAUAAAUUGGCUUAUGUUAACGGACAUGUUGCAAUCCCUUACACUGAUGAAACUACUGUUAUUAUUGGAAUUUAUGACCUUCCCUCCGAUAGACCAACGGCUGUUAAAUCCAUUAAAUUUAAUCACUAUAUUGGUGCAAAUUACCAAAAGGUUUUGCCAAUCGAUUUUGCAUUAUUAUUAAUAAAAGAAUCUGGAGCUAGCUAUCCUAGUGUCUACGUAAACAUAAACUAUGAUUCCAAAUCAGAAGAAUAUUUAGUUGAAAAGUAUGAUUUAAGAGCUGAUCCAGUUUUGAUUCUAAAGAAGUCAUCAGCCUUAGAUGAUGAAGUCCCCAUAACACUUUAGCUCUUAAAUGACUUCACUGAAACAGUCGGAUAUGCUUAUUUAUCAGUUAAUGGAUCUCCUAAUCCUCCUAACCCUGAUGAUGGUAAUUCAAGCUCUAAAUGGUGGUGGAUUACAUUAAUCGUUAUAUUUGGAGUAGCCAUACUGGGAGUUGGUGGAUAUUUUGCCUAUUAAAAGUUCAAUAAUAGAAGAGUUGACCCACUAAUUGGAUGAUAUAAACUCUAUAAAAUUGAAUUAUGGAAUUAAAUAAUAAAUUUAAAAUAUAUU
Paramecium tetraurelia is the source of this 4620-nucleotide messenger RNA. RefSeq lists its product as uncharacterized. The record is from RefSeq and is a predicted model, not a curated record. NCBI's taxonomy places the organism in Eukaryota, Ciliophora, Oligohymenophorea, Peniculida, Parameciidae. The transcript is spliced from 6 exons.